AUGAACGAAUACCCGGCAGAACCCCUAAAAACCCUCGUAGAUUCCGGAGCAACCUCCAACUUUAUCUCCCCAAGUAUAGUGGAAAAAUUAAAAAUCCCAAAAACCCUACUUGAAAAUCCACGAGUAGUGAGAAUGUUAGAUGGUACUAUUUCACAGACUGGUCGCAUUUGGCACCAGGUUCACCUCGCGGUCUUGGCCAAUGGCCAUAUUCACUCCAUCCCUUUCCUCGUUUGCCCCAUCGGCAACACUUUGGCUAUAUUAGGCAUGACAUGGCUCACUUCAGAAUCUCCGCUCAUAGACUGGCAACAGGGUCUAAUCACGUUCCCAGAGCAGGUACAGAUUGCUUCAGAAGAAGAAGCGGACCCGGACCCUCUAGCAGACCUUCCCUCUCAGUAUCACGAAUUUGCUAGAGUAUUUGGCGAAGAGGAGUUCAAGGUCCUCCCUCCCCAUAGGGAAUACGACAUCUCAAUUGAUCUCACCCCAGAAGCCAAACUCACACCAGGUCCAAUCUACGGCAUGACCAAUGCGGAAUCUAAGGCACUGAAGCAACAUAUUGAUGAGGAACUAGCCACGGGCAAGAUUCGCCCCAGUACUUCAUCAGCAGGCGCCCCAGUAAUGUUUGUAAAGAAGGCAGAUGGAUCCCUACGACUGGUUGUGGACUACUGGAAGUUAAAUGAUGUCACCCAGAAAAAUGUCUACCCACUCCCCAGACAGGAUGAUCUGAUGGCCAAGCUUAGGAACGCAAAGCUAUUUACCAAACUAGACCUUUGUUGGGGCUAUAACAAUGUCAGGAUUAAGGAAGGAGAUGAGUGGAAGACGGCAUUUAGGACCAAGUAUGGGUUAUUUGAAUACCUGGUCAUGCCCUUUGGUCUCACCAACGCCCCGGCCGCCUUCCAACAUUUCAUGAAUGACUUGUUUAGAGACCUCAUUGAUGUCACAGUGGUGAUUUACUUGGACGACAUCCUUAUCUUUUCAGAAGACCCCAAGAAGCAUCCAGAACACGUUAGGGAAGUCUUAUCGAGACUAAUGAAAAACCAGUUGUUCUGCAAGCUCUCUAAGUGUCACUUCCACGUCACCACAGUCGACUACCUUGGUAUUGUCAUAUCCCCUGCAGGCUUCUCCAUGGACCAGAAGAAGAUUGAGGCUGUUACAUCAUGGCCCCAACCCAAAACGGUCAAGCAGGUCCAAGCCUUCCUAGGAUUUGAAGUCCCAUGGUCUUGGGAGGUCCAAGAGGAAGAAGCUUUUCAGGAAUUGAAGUCCCUAGUCACCCGUUCCCCGGUCCUAAUCCACUCGAACCCAGACCUUCCCUAUUACCUAGAGACGGAUGCGUCAGGCGUAGCUAUGGGAGCCAUCCUGAGCCAACGGGGGGAAGAUAACCGCCUUCAUCCUAUUGCCUACAUGUCCAAAUCCUUCUCAGGAGCCAAAGCAAAUUACGACACCCAUGACAAGGAGCUUCUGGCAAUUAUCAAGGCAUUAGAGGAAUGGCGAAUUUUCCUAGAAGCAACGGACAGACCAAUCCAGGUUUUCACAGAUCAUAGAAACCUGGAAUAUUGGAUGCAGGCACGGACAUUUAACAGAAGGCAUGCACGUUGGCGGAUCUUCCUGAGCGACUUUAACUUUGAGAUCCACUAUCGCCCAGGGAAACAAUCAGGAAAACCGGAUGCUCUCUCCAGAAGAUCGGAUUACAUUGAUAUGGCACCAGAACCAGAAGUCAUGUUGCCCGCAGAAGUCUUCGCCAACACGUCAGAAGAAGAACUGGAAAUUGUCACAGAGAUCCGCGCCAAGCUUAGGGAGGACCCAUCCCUUGAUCCCAUUAUCCAAUUCCUCACAGAAGAUGCAGACAACGCUCCCCCUUCAAUUCGUAAGGCAUAUCAAGAUUAUGACUGGGAUGAAGGCCUCCUCUGGUACCGUGGGAAACUAGUUGUCCCAGACUCGGAAACCCUGAAAGAACGACUACUCAAGGAAUUCCACGACUCACCCCUGGCAGGGCACCCUGGACAACAAAGGACCCUGGAGCUCCUAAGCCGCAACUACUGGUGGCCAGGUAUGAAGUCAUCUGCCAAGGAAUGGGUAGAAUGUUGUCCUACCUGCCAAGCCAAUCGCCGCGCUCACGCCCCUGUCAUUGCCCUGAAACCCUUGGAAGUCCCCCCAUUCCCGUUCCACACAAUCUCCUACGACUUCAUCACAGGAUUUCCAAAAUCUAACGGGCACGAUGCAAUCUUGGUAGUAAUUGACUCCUUCUCCAAGUUUGGACAUUUCAUCCCAACUUCCAAAAAGGUCACCGCAAAGGGUCUUGCUGACUUGUUCAUCACUCACGUCUGGAAACUCCACGGGUUGCCUGUCAAAACCAUCUCAGACCGGGGGACUACCUUCACAGGGAAAUUCUUGAGGGCAUUAUAUCAGCGACUUGGGGUCAGACCUGCAUUCUCCUCGGCUUACCACCCAGAAUCAGACGGACAAACGGAAAGGGUCAAUCAAUUUAUCGAAUUCUACCUGCGCUCUUACGUUGCAGCCGACCAUUCUGAUUGGGCCGCGUGGCUACCACUGGCAGAAUACGCAUACAAUAAUGCCAAGCAUGGAGCAACCGGGAAGUCACCAUUCGAGCUUGUCUAUGGGCGAAAUCCAGUCAUGAACCCGUCCAAUGUGCCAGCCAACGUCCCAGAAGCUGACACGGUAGCAGAUACACUAGCCCGGGAGUGGAAAGAAGCGGAAUCAGCCCUCCAAAUGAGUAAAGAACGUAUGGCCAGGAGCCAAGGAAUAAUACCGGAAUUCUCAAUAGGCGAGAAAGUCUGGCUGGAUGGAAAGAAUGUGGGCCUUAGGACCAAUUCAAAUAAACUGGACCCAAAACGCCUUGGUCCCUUCAAGGUCAUAGAAAAAAUCUCCAGCCACGCCUACCGCCUGGAACUGCCGGAAACCCUGAAAAUCCAUAACGUCUUCUAUGUCGGGUUACUGUCAAAAAGCCAUGAAUCACCCAGUCAGCCAUUCCCAGAACGACCUCCCCCUGAGACAAUAGAGGGGGAGGAGGAAUACAAAGUUGAACAGAUCAUUGACUUGAAACGCCAACGGGGAAAAUGGCUAUAUCUGAUAAAAUGGAAAGGAUACGGCCCGGAGGACAAUUCAUGGGAACCGGAAGAACUGUUGGAACAUAGCCAAGAAGAGAUCAAGCGCUUCAACCAAGCAAGACUCAGAAAGGCUCGUGACGCCGCCAAGAGCCUUUAA
Molecule: messenger RNA, 3219 nt
Organism: Rhizoctonia solani
Lineage: Eukaryota; Fungi; Basidiomycota; Agaricomycetes; Cantharellales; Ceratobasidiaceae
Product: Retrotransposable element Tf2 protein
Exons: 2
Coding region: 1-3219 (1072 amino acids)
Biological process (GO): DNA integration
Molecular function (GO): nucleic acid binding
Source: RefSeq, a predicted model, not a curated record